Messenger RNA from Haliotis rufescens (red abalone), 351 nucleotides. RefSeq names its product staphylococcal secretory antigen ssaA2-like. The record is from RefSeq and is a predicted model, not a curated record. The transcript is spliced from 2 exons. The coding region runs from base 1 to 351 and encodes 116 amino acids. Lineage: Eukaryota; Metazoa; Mollusca; Gastropoda; Lepetellida; Haliotidae.
AUGAGCGACAAAUACUACAUCUGCUACAGCGACAACUACUACAUCUACCACAGCGACAACUACUUCAUCUGCUACAUCAUUAACAGCUACUACAACAGCAUCUACAACAGUAACAACUACUACAUGUACCAUAUCAACAACUACUACAUCUACCACAGCAACAACUCCUACAUCUGCUACAGCGACAACUACUACGUCUACAACAGCAACAACUACUACAUCUGCUACAGCAACAACUACUAUAUCUGCUACAGCGAUAACCACUACAUGUACCACAGCAACGACUACUACAUCUGCUACAGUGACAACUACUACAUCUACCACAGCAACAACUACAACAUCUGUCAAUAA